Messenger RNA from Acanthopagrus latus (yellowfin seabream), 3501 nucleotides. It is a transcript of the gene tfap2a, whose product is annotated as transcription factor AP-2 alpha. Gene Ontology annotation, biological process: regulation of transcription by RNA polymerase II; regulation of cell population proliferation; anatomical structure development. Lineage: Eukaryota; Metazoa; Chordata; Actinopteri; Spariformes; Sparidae. Gene Ontology annotation, cellular component: nucleus. The record is from RefSeq and is a predicted model, not a curated record. Gene Ontology annotation, molecular function: DNA-binding transcription factor activity, RNA polymerase II-specific; RNA polymerase II transcription regulatory region sequence-specific DNA binding. Bases 665 to 1954 code for a protein of 429 amino acids. The transcript is spliced from 7 exons.
CCUGCCUUGAGUUGCGUCCUCCGCUUCACGCCCGAUUUCCGACCAUUCUUUUUCCUUAUUAUUAAGUAUUGCUGUAAUAUUAAUAGUCAUGAACGCGUUCCAUUAGGAGUCCAAGAGGGAGACGAAGAAGCGGCUUCUUUUGCUAAUAUGAGCUCAAGCGAGGGGACGGCAGCACUGUGAUAGAAGCCAAAGGAGAGCAGGGGAGAAAAGAGAGAGGGUUUUUUUUUCUUCUUCUUCCUCCAAGAGAAACUUUUCGACCCAAAUCCGCCAGCACCGCCGAAUAUCUACAUUUUUUUCUUAGACCCAGAUGAAGGGCAGCGGGGAUCUAACCGUUUAUUUCUGAUGGAUUAUCGUCCUGCUGCUGCUGUGGCACACAUCUGAUCGCCGGGGCCAUCGCGAGCUUGCAGGAGAGAGAAGAGAAGAGUCUUUUUUCUUCUUCUUCUUCUUCUUCUUCUUCUGCUUCUGUGGGGCUCAACGAUUUCUUUUUUGUUGGUUUUGUUUUGCUGGUUGAUUUUCUUUUUUUAUUUUCGCCUCCCUCAAAAACACGCCAAGUGUUUGUUUGUGCCGAACUGAUUAAUUUUUUUUUGUGUGUGUGUCGAGUCGCACCGAAAAAAAAGAAAAAAGAAAAGACAAACAGAAAAAGAGAACACAGAAAUCCUCUCAGAUGUUAGUGCACAGUUUUUCCGCGAUGGACCGUCACGACGGGACCAGCAAUGGGACAGCCAGGCUACCUCAGCUGGGCGGCGUGGGCCAGAGUCCCUACACGAGCGCCCCUCCGCUCUCCCACACACCGAACUCGGACUUCCAGCCCCCGUACUUCCCCCCGCCCUACCAGCCCAUCUACCCGCAGUCUCAGGACCCUUACUCGCACGUCAACGACCCGUACUCCCUCAACUCCCUGCACGCCCAGCCGCAGCCGCAGCACCCGGGCUGGCCGGGCCAGAGGCAGGGUCAGGAGAGCGGCCUGCUGCACCAGCACCGCAGCCUGCCCCACCAGCUGUGCCGGGAGUACCGCAGGGAAGUGCUCCUACCGUCCGGCCACGGCAUCGACACGGGACUCUCGGACUCUAUCCCUAUCCAUGGAAUACCUCACUCUUUAGAAGACGUUCAGGUGAGGUUUACCUAUCCUGUUGAGGAUCAAGGAGUUCACAUUCCCGACCAGACUGUAAUUAAAAAAGGUCCAGUGUCUUUAUCCAAGAACAACAACAUCUCCGCCAUCCCCGUAAAUAAGGACGGUCUUUUCGGCGGGGUGGUAAACCCCAACGAGGUGUUCUGCUCGGUUCCGGGUCGCCUGUCCCUCCUCAGCUCCACAUCAAAGUACAAGGUCACGGUGGCGGAGGUGCAGAGACGCCUCUCGCCGCCCGAGUGCCUCAACGCCUCCCUGCUGGGCGGGGUGCUGAGGAGGGCCAAAUCCAAGAAUGGAGGAAGAUCCUUAAGAGAGAAGUUGGAUAAAAUCGGCUUGAAUCUACCUGCGGGCAGACGCAAGGCGGCCAACGUCACCUUGCUGACGUCACUAGUCGAAGGCGAAGCGGUACAUCUUGCCAGGGAUUUCGGUUAUGUAUGCGAGACCGAGUUUCCAGCCAAGGCAGUAGCGGAAUAUGUAAACCGUCAGCAUUCCGACCCAAACGAACAAGUCCAAAGAAAAAACAUGCUAUUGGCCACGAAGCAAGUCUGCAAAGAGUUCACGGACCUGCUGUCCCAGGACCGCUCGCCGCUGGGAAACUCGCGGCCGCAGCCCAUUCUUGAACCGGGAAUCCAGAGCUGUUUGACCCACUUCAGUCUAAUCUCGCACGGUUUCGGGACCCCGGCGCUGUGCGCGGCCGUCACGGCCCUGCAGAACUAUCUGACCGAGGCUAUCAAGGCCAUGGACAAAAUGUACCUCAACAACAACCCCAACAGUCACUCAGAUAACGGCACUAAAGGCGGAGACAAAGACGAGAAGCACAGAAAGUGAUGUUUCCAUCCCACCUCCACCGGGGGCCAGAGCCCAGGGCCCUCUCCUCUACACCGACCCACACUCCUCCGCCUCGCCCGGCCCCCCGCCCAUCCAAUAUAAAUAUUAUAAAUACCUUAUAAAUACUAUUGAUAAAGUUAAACGUGCCACUUCCUGAUCUUGCGCGGUUUUACACGUUUUUUUUGUGUUUUUUUGUUUUUGUUUUUACAUCCCACUUUGGAUUCACGGGGAAAACGACGCAAGAAUCUUCUUCUUCUCCUCCUCCUUCUACUUCUACUUCUACUUCUUCUUCGUCUUCUUCCAACACCUGAACCACACGAAAUGUUAUUUUAAGAAAAAAAAAAAAAAAGAAAAGAAAGGAAAAAAAAAAACAAACAAAAAACACAAAGCUGCAGAGGAAACAGCUCCAGGGCGAGGAAAAAGGUGUACCGCCUCAGCCAGAGGACUUUUUAUGUACUCCCCUUAUUUUUUAUGAGCUGCAACGAAUGGACUGAAAUCCAGCGACCCCUCUCUAUCUCAAUUUUACGAUUGUGACACACACGCGCGCGCGCACGCACACACACACGGAGGGAAAAAAAAGCGAAGCUAAAAGAGGAUGAAUUCUUAUCAGUAUUGUGAAUAAUAAACUUGAAAAACAAAGAGAAAUUCCACAGAGCUCUCCAUGUCAUGACUUCAGUUGUAGACUCUCUCUCACUUCUCUCUGUCUCUCUGUCUCUCUCUCUCUCUCUCUCUCUCUCCAAGCGACCAACUUGAACUUUUUUGAAUUUCAACACGAUUCACGGUUAUAUAAGGGAAUCAGUGUUCAUGUAUGUAUAUAUUUAUUUAUGUGUAAUUUAAUGGGAAUUGUAAAUAUGGUGCGUCUGUUGAAACUCCUUUUUUUUGUUAUUUUUUGUUUUUUUUUUAUUUAUCUGGUGCCUCCUGUUUUAGUGGGUUUUUUGAAUAUUCGGUUAGUUCUUCAUGUGAUUUUAUGGUUCUUAGGAAAAAAAAAACAAAAACAGAAGUUUGGGGUAUUUUUUAUUUCUCUGGGAUAUUUUCAAUUCAGCCCUCUUGUAGCAUGUUGAGGCGACAUUGAAGCAAGUGAACAAAUUGAAUAGAAAUAAACUUCCAUUUCUCUCUCUAUAUAUAUCAUCCUUAUUCAGUUUUUUUUUUUUACUUUUGAAAUUUGAGACAGAGCAUAAGUGAGACCCUGAGGAGAACUGUUUUUUUUUUUUUUGUUUUGUUGUGUUUCUAUUUUCGUUUUUAUACAAGCUUUUAUGUGUUGUGCCAAUCAGAAUACGUUUCACCUCCUGUUCUCUCCUUGAAGCACCAUAAAAGCAAUAAAUGGAAUAUUGUCUUCUUUUUUUUUUUAAAUGUUGAAAGACAUUGAGGAAAAAAAAAAACAACAUUUUUUGGGACCACCUGAUAUCUUGUUAUGUCCGAUAAUGUCCAAAAAUUGGAGGCGGUUUUAGCUGUAUUGUAUAGACAUGUGCUGGCAAUAGUUCCCAUGCCUGUCAAUGUAUUAUAGUCCUUUGUUGCCCAGAAAAAAAAUAAAUAUUUGAUACGCUUCA